Molecule: messenger RNA, 1566 nt
Organism: Varroa destructor (honeybee mite)
Lineage: Eukaryota; Metazoa; Arthropoda; Arachnida; Mesostigmata; Varroidae
Gene: Mettl5
Product: Methyltransferase like 5
Biological process (GO): rRNA methylation
Molecular function (GO): rRNA (adenine-N6-)-methyltransferase activity; nucleic acid binding
Source: RefSeq, a predicted model, not a curated record
UUAGAUUUUCCGCGCUUUAUCGAAAACAAGUGUAUUACACUAUGAUGCAUAUGUGUUACUUUUCAUACUUGAUUAGCUUUAAGACAAUUUUUGGGUUUGAAAGAGUUGUCGUUUGCCUAGUUAAAUGAUCACUCUUAACCGCUAGAUAAUCGCACACAGUUAGAAGAUGUUGUGAAAAACUGAAAUCUAUGCGUCAUAUUAUUUAUAUUGAGACCCGAAUUUUCAGAAAACUGGAUUUAUGUGAAUCUAUGAAGAUGAAAUUGAAACAACUCAAGUCUAUGUUGGAUAAUGUAGAGACGUUUGAUAAACCAAAUAUUCACUUGGAGCAAUACCCAACGCCACCUGAUAUUGCCGCGGAGAUGUUGUAUCACAUUUGGAGCGCAGGAGAGAUUGAGAAUCGUGUGGUUGCCGAUCUUGGAUGUGGAGGUGGAAUUUUAUCCGUGGCAGCCGGACUUCUCGGUGCUGAUUAUGUUGUUGCGGUUGAUAUCGAUGAAAGCUCACUUGAAAUUUGCAAGAACAAUAUUCAAGAAUUUGAGCUUACAAAAAGCGUGGCCCUUCUCCAGACCGAUGUGUCAUCGCUAAGUCAAAUUUUACGAAACCCAGUAGAUACAGUUAUCAUGAAUCCUCCAUUUGGCACUCGAAAUAAAGGAGCUGAUCUCAUGUUUGUAGAUAUAGCCUCAUCUCUGUGUCAUGGUAGUGUCUACUCACUGCACAAGAGUUCUACUCGCCAACACCUUGUACGAAAAUCUGAGCAGCGUGGACUUAAAUGUGAGAUUAUUGCUCAGCUGCGAUACAAUAUCGAUCGAAUGUAUAAAUUUCACAGGGAUGAUACGCGUGACGUCGAAGUUGACUUUGUCCGGUUUAUUAAAUUGCCGCAAGAGUGCAACUGACAGUUAUGGUAGACACUUUUGAUAGUUUCUUUGCCUAUGAUCAUUUACGGGCUGUUUUAUUCCAUAUAUAGUAAUAAAAUUGGAGAAAAGAUGCCAAUAUAUUACAGACAUAUAUAUUAAGUUUGUUGUUUUCCAGAAUGGCAUUUAAUAGGACCUUCGCAGCAGCGGAAUAUGAUUUAAGAAUAAAAACAGGUCCCCAAGCAUAACAACAUGUUCAUGUGACGUUUAUUUCAUUGUAAGUUUUAAUUCUUGCCGUGUAGGUUGAUCAUGAAAAAUUCAUAUAGCCGCUUUAGACGAAAUCGAUUUAUAUGUAAACAGUAUCAUUUCCGAUAAUUUAUUCCGAGCACGCGUAAAUCUGAUGUCUGUAAGGCAUUCAAUGGAGUUUUUGAUAUCGUUAUUUCAGAGCUGGUAGGUUAUAUUAAAUGAUGGUAUUAAAUGGUGAUGAUAUUAAAUAUAUUCAGAACAUUGCCUUUCAGCCUAAACAAACACGCAUGAAGAUCGUGUUUAAAGAAAUAAUGUAGAGAAAUUGUUGCUCUUGAAGAACUAUAACAACUUGGGAUUGAGACCCAUUUAAUUAUUUCAUGGAAUGGAGUUCUAAAACCAGUAUUGUAUAAAAAAAAAAAAUAAAAUUGUUUUAAGUAACAACAUUAUGGAAUUUAUUUAAUUGCGAUUUAUG